Aspergillus eucalypticola CBS 122712 is the source of this 694-nucleotide messenger RNA. RefSeq lists its product as uncharacterized. NCBI's taxonomy places the organism in Eukaryota, Fungi, Ascomycota, Eurotiomycetes, Eurotiales, Aspergillaceae. The coding region runs from base 1 to 600 and encodes 199 amino acids. The record is from RefSeq and is a predicted model, not a curated record. The transcript has 3 exons.
AUGGAAACCCGGGCAGAGAGCACUCAUGGCUCUCAUGGGUUUGAGCCUUUAUCUCCUUCAAUGCGGUUGAUUCCACUGAUUGGUAUGGGAAAAUACAUCUUGCAUUUAUGUACACUGAUCAAUGGUGUCACUCUUGCGAAUCGUAUACCAGACCCCGACAUCGUCGUUGGCUAUAACUGGAAAUCGAUAUGUGGAAAUUAUAAACUUGCUUUCGAUGAGUUGCCAGACAGUCUCAAGUUCGCGUUCCCUAUAGUCGUGGAUGGACAUUUUGCUUUUCCCUUCUUUUCGGUCGAGAUGAGAAUCGACGCAGGGCAAAGGCUUUCUCCGGAACCUCCAUUUGGCCGCCUUAAUGCUUGGAGGUCUGCGAUACUUCUACCAAAAGGCCUACGGAAGAAAACGACGAAGCCGACAAGUUCGACGGGAAGCGACCCAGGAGAUCCGAACGUUACUCACGAGCACUUUCUUAUUAAAAAGUGGCACUUCGAAGAAAUGAAAGAGUUAUUUGUGGCACGACAUGGUUCAGAGACACUCUACAAGUGGAUGAUGAAAGAAAACCGCAAGUGGAUUGCUUCUGGCUUGCAAGAAUUGGCCAAGGCUUGAUGUGAUGUUUCGAACAUUAUGCUGGGCACUUGGAUUAGAUAUUUGUCCGCUCGCUCUCGCUUGCUCUCUCUCUCUCUCUCUGUGGAUAUGUGUG